CAUUCGCUGCAUUUGUCAGUCUUCCCAUGAAGAGGAGUUUCCUUCAAUUUAAUUAUCGAUAUAUCAUGUUAUUUACGAUUUGAUAGUGUUUGAUGCGUCGAGUGUACAACGCUGCAGUUUGAAGGCUUCCACAAGAUUCUUUUGUUAGUUGAUGGAGAAAGUGCAACAUACACUUUCGAAUGAAGUUUUAUAAUGUUGAAACUUUUCAAAAGGUGCCGGAGAUUCGCUCGAAAAAACAGGUUGACAAUAUUCAUUAUGACAGCAGCAUCCUUUGUUAUUUUACAAAUAAGCUAUGCUGAUUUUUUGUCUGACAAAGUUGAGUCUGACUCAAAGUAUAGACAACAUGUUGCUGCUCAUAAGGUACUUCCCAAGUGGAAUGAGUCAUAUCAUUCAAAAAUAGUCAAAGAUCCAUAUGGUCAUUCUAUAUCUUUGCGAGGAAUACAUAUCAAAGAUACAUUAAAAUUCAUUCCUAAUUCGAAAGGAAAGUUCAAGUGUCUUAAAUCAAAGACUGAAAUAGAUUUUAUAAAAGUUAAUGAUGAUUACUGUGAUUGCCUUGAAGAUGGUAGCGACGAACCAGGUACAAACGCUUGCAACAAUGGUAUUUUUCAUUGUGAAAAAGUUUCCAAAGGAAUGACAGAAAAAAUUCCAUCCUACCGAGUUAAUGAUGGAGUUUGUGACUGCUGUGAUGGAAGUGAUGAAUGGUUAGAAAUUUCAAUUUUAGACACCCAGAUAGUUUCAGGAAAUCAGCCAUUGCAGUAUCGAAAAACAAUAUGUCAGAACAAAUGUAAUGAUUCAUGAACAGAGCAUUACACUAAUUCAAAGUGUAAUUUUAUCAACAUAAUUAUCUGUUUAGAAUUAAAAAAAUUAUACUUACUGGGUUAAGUAUUUUACAUUCAAAAAGUUUUUACCUUGCGUUUAAGCAUAUUUACUUUAAAA
Molecule: messenger RNA, 936 nt
Organism: Trichogramma pretiosum
Lineage: Eukaryota; Metazoa; Arthropoda; Insecta; Hymenoptera; Trichogrammatidae
Product: glucosidase 2 subunit beta
Exons: 4
Coding region: 193-798 (201 amino acids)
Biological process (GO): N-glycan processing
Cellular component (GO): glucosidase II complex
Source: RefSeq, a predicted model, not a curated record